Messenger RNA from Trifolium pratense (red clover), 2087 nucleotides. RefSeq names its product probable serine/threonine-protein kinase At1g54610. Gene Ontology annotation, cellular component: cyclin-dependent protein kinase holoenzyme complex; nucleus. The coding region runs from base 1 to 1863 and encodes 620 amino acids. The transcript is spliced from 7 exons. The record is from RefSeq and is a predicted model, not a curated record. Gene Ontology annotation, molecular function: RNA polymerase II CTD heptapeptide repeat kinase activity; ATP binding; cyclin-dependent protein serine/threonine kinase activity. NCBI's taxonomy places the organism in Eukaryota, Viridiplantae, Streptophyta, Magnoliopsida, Fabales, Fabaceae. Gene Ontology annotation, biological process: protein phosphorylation; positive regulation of transcription elongation by RNA polymerase II.
AUGGGAUGUGUCAAUAGCACGUACACUCCUCCUCGAAAUCGAACCAGAAACCGAAACCGGAGUCGCCAUGUUGAUAGGUUGAAAGAUCAGUAUGCAAACAGUGAUUCUGCAAUCAAAACAAUUAUCACCCAUAAAAAGAAUUAUUCAUCUAAAGAAUCAGAAGUGGAGAGUAAGAAGAGACCUCUGAGUGUGAAGACUACUACUUCAGGUGACAAUACCGGAGGAGGAGGAGGAGGAGGAGGAGGAGGAGGAGGAGGAGGAGGAGGGGAUGAUGAGAAGAUAAAGGAUGUUGCUAGAGAUAUUGAUGAUGAUAAGUCUGAAGGGGAGGAAGAAGAGAACAAGAAUAAUAAUAUUGCAAGCUAUGAAGUUAAAGUGGGGGAUGGUGAGUGGCCCAAAUGGCUGGUUGAUAAUAUCCCUAAAAAUGUUUUGGCUACAUUGAUUCGCAAGACUGCUGAUUCCUAUGAGAAAUUAGGAAAGGUAGGACGUGGAACAUAUAGUAAUGUAUAUAAAGCUAGAGAUAAGGAUAGUGGAAAAAUUGUUGCUUUGAAGAAGGUAAGAUUUGACACUUCAGAUUCUGAAAGUAUCAAGUUUAUGGCAAGAGAGAUUAUGAUAAUACAAACGCUGGAUCAUCCUAAUGUCAUCAAACUUGAAGGACUAGCAACAUCAAGGAUGCAAUAUAGUCUUUAUUUAGUCUUUGAAUACAUGCAAUGUGACCUUACUAGAGUUAUCUCUCGUCCUGGAGAAAGACUCUCUGAACCACAGAUCAAAUGUUACAUGCAGCAGCUACUUUUGGGACUCCAGCAUUGUCAUGAGAGGGGAGUCAUGCACAGAGAUAUUAAAGCUUCUAAUUUGUUAAUAGAUAAAAGAGGGGUGCUAAAAAUUGCUGAUUUUGGACUUGCUAAUUCUUUAAAAAUUAAACCUAAAGGACCUCUUACAAAUAGGGUUGUGACACUUUGGUAUAGAGCUCCUGAACUUCUUUUAGGUUCAACUGAUUAUGAUUAUAGCAUUGAUAUAUGGAGUGUAGGUUGCUUAUUGGGUGAGAUGUUUGUUGGAAGACCAAUUUUGCCUGGAAGGACAGAGAUUGAACAGAUUCAUAUGAUAUACAAAAUUUGUGGUUCACCUCCAGAGGAUUACUUGACAAAAAUGAAGCUAAAGACAAGCUUCCGUCCACCACAUCGGUAUAAAGCUAGUUUUGAAGAAAAUUUUAAGGAUUUCCCUUCAUCUGCCCUUAAUCUCUUGACUACACUGCUUGAUUUUGACCCCCAACUUCGUGGUACUGCUGCCUCUGCCCUUGAAAGUCAAUUCUUCAAAUCUCGUCCAUUAGCAUGCGACAUUUCAGAAUUACCGGUAAUAAUCAACAAAGGUGACAAUGAACGAUCUCAAAAUAAGAGACGCAAAAGGCGCAAAGGUUUGAAAAAAGGGCAACUAUCUAAAAGAAGUGCAAGCCAUUCAAACCUGUCAGGGAUGAACCAAGCUGCUGAACAAUUCAAGACAGAUUCAGAAGUAUCAAAAGAGGAGAAGAGUAUAGGACAAAACAUGCUAGGACCAGAGACAGGGAAUAGUGGAAGCAGCAGCAAAUCAUCAUCAAUAUUUACUAGCGAAAGGAGCAUGAAUGCAUCUAUAUCCCCAGUUUUUCUCUCUAGCAGGAAAAUAUCCCCCAAAACUGAAGGUCAUCCUAACGCUCUUAAGAAUAUAAAGAACUACACACUCUUACAAGCAUCUAUACUUGAUAUGAUCAACCCCAAAGAAGGCAACGAUUUUGGUCAGUUUCGUAGGUCCUUCUCUACAUUGGAUUUUCGGCUUGAUCCAGAGAAGCUGUCAAGUCUCUAUAGAGCAAGUAGUAAGUUGGACAAGGAAGUUUGACUCUUUUUCAUAAUUUACAUGGUCUAAAGUUUCUACAUUUUAGUUCUAAUACCAUAGUAAUGGCGGGGGAAAUCAAGGGAUUGAAAGCAGAGGACCGCCACUCAAAUACAUGUGCCAAUUGAUAGUAUGGAAGUUGGUUAAAAGUCAAAAGUCCAUGGUAUCCCCUGCCAUAUCCAUUACGAUUACUUUGUACUUCUUUACAUAAUCAUCGAGAUUCUUUUCUA